Molecule: messenger RNA, 1818 nt
Organism: Closterium sp. NIES-65
Lineage: Eukaryota; Viridiplantae; Streptophyta; Zygnematophyceae; Desmidiales; Closteriaceae
Source: the annotation of a GenBank genome assembly
AUGUUGCAGAUCAACAAGGUUCAGGGACAGAGGCAAGUGGGUUCCGGGCUGCACGUUACCCAUCUGUUCAGCAAGUUGCUGGACAAAUGGGGGGAUGUCAUGGCGAUUCAAACUGUAGAGCUGAUGAUGGCCUUAGGGAACAGCGCGAAAGAAAUUCGGAGUAUGCUGGAGUCGACCUGCAGGGCCUUCUUCGACCUGCAAGGAGUCCAGCUCAGUCCCGCCCCGGAUGCAGUCAUGACGAACCAUGAGGCUCGAGUGGUAGAGAGCGCACCGGAACGGUCUGUAGUUAGGCAGCUCAGGUUUGCUGAUCGGGUUAGGAGGCCGCCGGAACGCGAAGCACGGACGGAGACCGACUUGGCAAGUGUAGCAAAUGAAGGCGAGGAGGGUGUAGAAGAUCCACAGCUGCCAAGUCAGGUCGAACAGGCAGAGGAGCAGUGGAGGAAGGCGGCUGAUGAUAAGCGGGUGGGCGAAGCAGAAGCCAAGAGGAGACGGGCUGAAGAGAUGCAAUGGCGCAGUGAUGGCGACACCGAUCCUACCGUCUCUUUCCCGGGAACUGGAGACAUACGUGAAGCAUGGGAGUGUGGGGCACGAGCCGCUGCAAGGGCACACGUGGGAGAGGCAGGAGAGGAGCUCGCCAGCAAUGUGCGGCAGCAUAUCGAGGAGGAUAGGGGAUACGUGAAAGUUCGCUUGCCCAGCGUAAAGUGGAAGGCGGCUGAAGAGGCUUGGAGAGGGGACGUCGACGUGCCAGAGAAUUCGGGAGAGGCGAAAAAGAAGGAGGAGAGCAACGCGGGUGCUAAGGCUCAUAAGAUGGUGGAGGUAGAGGCGCACCAGAAUGUAGAGGAUGCGGCCCAUCGGUUCGUCGAUGCAGAGGCGGCACUUACGGCAGAGGACGGGGCACCAAAGGAAGCAGAGUCUGCGGCGCAGCAGAAGGUGGGUGCAGAGGCGGUCAAGGGUGCGGAGGCAGUCGCGCGUAAAGAAGCGGGUGCAGCAGCAGAGCUGACGUCGGAGGCAGUCGAGCUGCAGGUAGUGGAGGCAGUGGCGCAGAAGGAAUCAGAGGCAAUGGCGAGCCAGAAGGAUGAGGCAGCGGCGCAGCAGAAUGAUGAGGCAGACGCACAUAAGAAAUCAGCGGCAGCAGCGCAGCAGAAGGAUGAGGGUGCGGCGCCCAGGAUGGUUGAGGCAGAGGCGCAGAAGGAAUCAGAGGCAGCGGCGCAGCAGAAGGAGGAGGGUGCGGCGCCGAAGAUGGUUGAGGCAGAGGCGCAGAAGGCAUCAGAGGCAGCGGCGCUGCAGAAGGAGGAGGGUGCGGCGCCGAAGAUGGUUGAGGCAGAGGCGCAGAAGGCAUCAGAGGCAGCGGCGCUGCAGAAGGAGGAGGGUGCGGCGCCAAAGAUGGUUGAGGCAGAGGCGCAGAAGGCAUCAAAGGCAGCGGCGCUGCAGAAGGAGGAGGGUGCGGCGCCGAAGAUGGUUGAGGCAGAGGCGCAGAAGGCAUCAGAGGCAGCGGCGCUGCAGAAGGAGGAGGGUGCGGCGCCGAACAUGGUUGAGGCAGAGGCGCAGAAGGAAUCAGAGGCAGCGGCGAGGCAGAAUGAUAAGGCAGCGGCACUGCAUAUGGAGGAGGCAGACGCACAUAAGGAAGGAGAGGCUCGGAAUAAGGCAGAAGCAGCGGCGUGGCAGAAGGCGGAGGCAGAGGAGCAGAAACAGGCUGUGGAAGAGGCACUACAACUGGCUCGGGCAGAAGCGCGGAAGAAGGCUGUUGUAGAGGCGCGGCAGAAGGCGGAGGGUGAGGCGCAGAAGAUGGCAGAGGCCGAGGAGCAGAAAGCAGGCUGA